Molecule: messenger RNA, 1455 nt
Organism: Penicillium argentinense
Lineage: Eukaryota; Fungi; Ascomycota; Eurotiomycetes; Eurotiales; Aspergillaceae
Product: putative MFS transporter Seo1
Exons: 5
Coding region: 1-1455 (484 amino acids)
Biological process (GO): transmembrane transport
Cellular component (GO): membrane
Molecular function (GO): transmembrane transporter activity
Source: RefSeq, a predicted model, not a curated record
AUGACUGUGCCGCAAGAGCGACGAAAAUGGUAUUCCCUGCAAUGGUUUGCAGACCACGACACAAAAGAAGAGCGACGGCUCAUUCUGAAGCUGGACCUUCUGAUUAUUCCCUACGCUUUUCUGGCCUACUGGACCAAGUAUAUCGAUCAGGCCAAUAUCAACAACGCCUAUGUGUCCGGUCUCAAAGAAGACCUUGGCCUUUACGGCAAUGAAUUAGUUCAAUUGCAGAUGAUGUACACCAUCGGUGCGGUGGUGGGGCAGUUGCCUUUCGCAUUUCUAUUUACGAAGCUGCCAAUGCACUGGAUCAUUCCCUUCAUGGAUAUCGCAUGGGGGAUCUUCACUUUGGUGCAGUAUCGUGCAAAUUCGUAUGCCGAGCUUGCUGCUUAUCGCUUCUUGGUUGGCUGGUUCGAAGCUGCUUAUUAUCCCGGAAUGCAUUAUAUCUUCGGAUCAUGGUACCGCAGCGAUGAAAUUGCUCGGCGGGGAGGAUGUUUCUACGUUGGUCUCACGCUGGGCACUCUGACAGCCAGUCUCAUCCAAGCCGGAACCUCGAGCCGUCUAGAUGGUGUGAAUGGACUAGCUGGUUGGAGGUGGAUGUACAUCAUCUGUGCUGUCAUCACUCUUCCUGUUGCAAUCCUUGGAUAUUUCCUUCUGCCUGGAACUCCAGAGAAGGCCAAUAGGCUGAUUCUCAAAGAAAAGGACCUUGACUUAGCCAAGUCUCGCCUUGAGAAAGCCUCACACAGCAUUAAGGAAGAGACGGUUUCCUGGCGUGCGAUUCUCAACGUCGGUCGCAAUUGGAGGCUUUGGGCUCUCCUCUGGCUGAACAUCUUCUUCUGGAAUGGAAGUGUGAAUACAACUACAGGUGGCUACCAACUGUGGCUGAAGAGCUUGAACCGUUUCUCAACUAGUCGACUGAAUGAGCUUGCUGCCGCAUCUCCGGCUCUGGGAAUCUUCUAUACACUCUUCGUGUGCUUCGCCUCAGAUCUUCUAUUGGGACCUGCGUGGGCCAUAACAUUUUCUCAUACGUGGAACAUCAUCGGGCUCAUCAUCCUCGUUGUCUGGAAUGUGCCCGAAUCGGCGCUGUGGUUUGCCUUCUUGACAACUUAUUCGGCCGUUGCAAUGUCGAGUGUCCUGUAUGGCUGGAUAAACAGUCAACUACGUGCCUCGCCUGUCCAACGAGCCGUGGCUCUUGUGUUUGUGAACAUGAUUGCCCAGUCAACUACUGCCUGGACACCACUGCUUGUGUUUAAGACAGUUGAGGGGCCACGCUUCACGAAGGGCUACUCCUUUGUUCUUGGAAAUGCGAUCUGCUUAAUUGCACUUGCGCAUAUUGUGCAACACUUUGUCUCACAGGAAGAAAAACGGGAGCUUGGUAGGGGAAGUAAUUCUGACGUGGAAAGUGCUGAUUACUCGAGCAAUCUUGAAUCUGGGCCUCGCGAAGAUCUGAAAUACACCUGA